AUGACGCAGAUUGCAGCGCCCUCCGAGACCCUCCAGCUCCUCACCCGCCUGAGCCAGAAGCCCGGCGUACAGAGCACCCUCUUAUUGUCGCGCGAAGACGGCGCCAUUGUCCAAUCCUCCGGCUUGAUCUCCGAGAAUACUUCCGCGAACCCAAACACCACGCUGCCGGCCUCCGGUGAGAACGAUGCCCCUUUUACCAACGGCCGAAGGGAGAGCGGUAUCCACAGCGCCGAGGAUGUCGCGCGCAUGGUGCAUGGGUUCGUGGCAGCCGCGGGGGAGCUGGCUAAGAACUUGGAGGAUGAGGAUGAGGUCAAGCUUCUCAGAUUGAGGACCAAGAAGAACGAGCUGGUCAUUGUACCUGAUGCCAAGUUCCUACUUGUCGUCGUACAUGACACGCCCCCUGCGUAG
Molecule: messenger RNA, 408 nt
Organism: Aplosporella prunicola CBS 121167
Lineage: Eukaryota; Fungi; Ascomycota; Dothideomycetes; Botryosphaeriales; Aplosporellaceae
Exons: 3
Coding region: 1-408 (135 amino acids)
Biological process (GO): microtubule-based movement
Cellular component (GO): cytoplasmic dynein complex; cytoplasm
Molecular function (GO): dynein intermediate chain binding
Source: RefSeq, a predicted model, not a curated record